Molecule: messenger RNA, 1197 nt
Organism: Lasiodiplodia theobromae
Lineage: Eukaryota; Fungi; Ascomycota; Dothideomycetes; Botryosphaeriales; Botryosphaeriaceae
Exons: 2
Coding region: 1-1197 (398 amino acids)
Cellular component (GO): endoplasmic reticulum
Source: RefSeq, a predicted model, not a curated record
AUGAGGCUGUCAGGCAGCUUCAUCGCCCCCUCUCUGCUCGGCUUGGCCGCUGCAGCAGCUCCGCAGGCCCGUGUCUUCGUCCAGGACCUCGACGCGCCAGCGCACCUCGGCACCCAAACAGCUCCUACUCUGAGCCCCGACACCGCCCGUCUGAUAUUCGCGCAGAGGCUGGGCCUCUCACAGUACCACAGCCUGAAGCAUACCGACGACGACACCAUCCAGUACAUCAACGACUUUGGCGGCUCGCGGCACCAGCUGUUUGAUGAUGAUCAGCUCGGCGAUGAGGCCAAGCACGUUAUGCUCGUCGUUGAGGGCGUGAAGGACACUGCUGUCCUGGACUCUGCGUCCUUCUCUCUCUCUGAGACCCCCGGUGCCGAUGCCACCUCUCGUUUGCUCGAGGACUUUAGCAUCCAGUCUGAGCAUCUUUUUUCAACUGCCGGAGCUUCUAACAAGGACACUAUUCCCAAGGCGAUCAAAAAUGUUCUGGAUAAGGUUUCUGAGGAUGUCGAGACCAGGCUCAGCAAUGGCAUCCUGCUCGCCCACAUCCGCAAUAGCGAUAACACCGACUACUCUUCGACCAUUCGCGAGCUGGCCGAUCUGUGCUCCUCCAAGUGGCCCCUCACCGUCGCUGUGAUGCCGCCUUCCUCCGGCAGCGUUUCGAAGCGCUCGGCGAACGCCUGGGGAGAGUACGAAGUUCCCAAGCGUUCUGCCAUGGCCGAUCGCAAGCGUCCCGAGGCCAUCCUCGCCGAAGUCCCCGACAACGACUUCACCCAGCGUGUCAACAGGACGGACGCUCUGAAGGCACCGAAGAGCCCAAACAACGCCACCAUCAAGGGCAUCCUGCCCGCCUGCUUCUCGUCGAAGGACGCGUGCGAGUCGGCGACCAACGACUGCAGUGGCCGCGGCUCGUGCGUUAAGAAGUACACGGACAAGGACAACAAUAACAAGGCUUGCUACACUUGCAAGUGCAAGGCCCAGGUCCGGACCAACAAGGACGGCAGCAAGAAGACGACCUACUACGGCGGCCCCGCUUGCCAGAAGAAGGAUGUCGUCAUGCCCUUCUGGCUGUUCACCGGCUUUGCAGUUGCGAUGGCUUUCUUGCUCAGUUACGGUAUCGGAUUGCUCUACACCAUGGGUAAUGAGGAGCUUCCUAGCGUCAUUGGCGCUGGUGUCUCUGGCGCUUCGUCGAGGCGCUAA